This is a messenger RNA of Beta vulgaris subsp. vulgaris (sugar beet), 853 nucleotides long. Its product is annotated as transmembrane emp24 domain-containing protein p24delta7. The record is from RefSeq and is a predicted model, not a curated record. Gene Ontology annotation, cellular component: COPII-coated ER to Golgi transport vesicle; endoplasmic reticulum-Golgi intermediate compartment; Golgi apparatus. Gene Ontology annotation, biological process: Golgi organization; intracellular protein transport; endoplasmic reticulum to Golgi vesicle-mediated transport. Lineage: Eukaryota; Viridiplantae; Streptophyta; Magnoliopsida; Caryophyllales; Amaranthaceae. The transcript has 4 exons. Bases 96 to 746 code for a protein of 216 amino acids.
AUCACAAACGAACUUUGAAUCAAUAUGUUUUCUUGUUAUCACCUCUAACCUACUUUUUCCCAUAAGCAAAAUUGCAAAAAAUAUUAUCAUCUGCCAUGCUCAAUUCUAUAACCAAAAAUAUAAUCAUCCUCACAAUUGUAUGUCAUUGCCUAAAUUUACAUGUAUGUAACUCACUACGAUUUGAACUCUUAUCAGGAUCCACAAAAUGCAUUUCGGAAGAGAUCAAGCAUGAUGUCAUGACUGUUGGAAAUUACAAUGUCAUCAACCCAAGUGAAGGGUAUCCUCUCCCCUACAGUCAUCGGAUUAGUGCUCGGGUUAUAUCGCCACGAGGUCGUAAUUACCAUCAUACGGAUAAAGUGGAAUCAGGCAACUUUGCAUUCACAGCACCGGAAACUGGGGAUUAUAUGACAUGCUUUUGGGCUUCAAACAAUAAUCCUCCAAAAAAUGUAUCUAUUGAGUUCGAGUGGAAGACAGGGAUUGAUGUUAGCGAAUGGUACAAUGUAGCUCGUAAAGGACAAAUUGAUUUGUUGGAUAUUGAGGUGAAGAGAUUAUACGACACCGUGAAAUCUAUCCAUGACGAGAUGUAUUACCUUCGUGAAAGAGAAGAAGAAAUGCAGCUACUGAAUAUAUCAACCAAAUCAAAAAUGACAAUAUUCAGUUUCUUCUCAAUCAUUCUUGUCAUGUUUGUGGCUGCAAUACAAAUUUGGCAUCUUAAGAGAUAUUUUGAGAGGAAAAAGAUUCUCUAAUUUAUAUAAUCCAUGUAUAAGAAUUUGGAGGAGAUUUCAUUCCCUUUCCUCAUUUUUCAACUUCAUAGCAAGCGCUUGCAUAUAGCAACUACUCUAAUAUCCUGAUG